Messenger RNA from Trichoderma asperellum CBS 433.97, 1759 nucleotides. RefSeq lists its product as uncharacterized. Gene Ontology annotation, biological process: transmembrane transport. Gene Ontology annotation, molecular function: transmembrane transporter activity. Gene Ontology annotation, cellular component: plasma membrane. The record is from RefSeq and is a predicted model, not a curated record. NCBI's taxonomy places the organism in Eukaryota, Fungi, Ascomycota, Sordariomycetes, Hypocreales, Hypocreaceae.
GCUUCGUCUAAAUGAUGAAUAACCAAAUCUCACGCCACUGUGAUCUCCGCUAUCUGUUUUAACGUAUUACUACUACUACUGCUUUCUCUUGUUGUCCCAAUAUCAAUGGCUGAGCCAAUGGAUAAGGCGGAGGUGUCCGCUAGUGAAGAUCGUUCACAAAACAGCGGCAGUGCCAAGCAUGAAAGGGAGCAUGAGGAAGAAGCUCCUCGGACUUUAAAGCUAGACCCUCGCGGUCUUCCAUUGUCGCCUCAACCCACAGAUGAUCCAAAAGACCCGCUCAACUGGAAUCGCUGGUUGAAGCUAAUGGUUCUGGCUGAGGUCUCUAUUUUCUCUUUUCUGGCCUUAUUUAGUGCCUCUUUGAUUACGCCAGCUUUUGUUCCUCUGUCUUUGUUCCUCCACAAGGAUCUUGUUACAACUGCGUACGUGACUAGUACUUUCAUUCUCCUGGCUGGUAUCUCAACUAUCGUAUGGAAUCCGAUCGCAAAUGUCUAUGGCCGCCGGCCAGUAUACAUCUUCACCGUGGCCGCCGCAGUGGCUUUUUGCGGUGCUUCCGGCGCGGCUAAGAACUACGGGACUCUCAUCGCUCUACGUUGUCUCAAUGGCUUCUUUGGCGGCGUGCCACUAGGCUUGGGCAGUGCUACCGUUUGUGACAUGUUCUUUGCCCACGAACGAGGGCUGUACAUGGGAGUAUAUACCAUCAGCUUCUUGACUGGCGGCCACAUCGCGCCACUCAUCGGCGGCUACAUCGAAAAGAAUCUGAGCUGGCACUGGUGUUUCUAUGUUCCAGCCAUACUGACGGGAGGAAUUCUUGUCAUCUUUAUAUUUACUGUUCCUGAGACGCUCUACUCUCGAACACCAGAAGCCGUAGCUCGCCCCUCGCAGUCCUGGAUGUCAAAUAUGCUUAUGAAGAGAAGGGCACAUCCUACACGGCGAGUGCGCCUGGUGGACUUUUUCCGACCCUUUCAGAUGAUUAUGUAUCCAAGUGUGCUGUUGCCAACGUGGUGCUAUUCGAUUUCUUUCGCCUAUGGAAGCAUCCUCUUCAUUAUAACUAGCGCGAAUCUCUUCGGCAAAAUCUAUCACUUCCAGCCCCAACAAACAGGUCUCCUGCUGGGUAUCCCUAUCACAGUUGGCAGUCUCAUCGGCGAGUUGUUUGCUGGAGGCAUAUCCGACUGGAUCAGUGAGAAGAGAGCUAUACGCCGCGGGGGCGAGCGUAGUCCCGAGGAUCGUCUUUUAGGAAUCAUCCCAGCCGCGGUGCUAACGCCUCUUGGCAUCAUUAUCGAAGGAGUUUGCCUUCAACAUAAGACUCAUUGGAUCGGAGUGGCUUUUGGAAUUGCCAUUGCCAGCGCAGGAUUGCAGGUUGUUACCACAGGAGUUUAUACCUAUACCGCAGAGUGUUAUAAGCCUCAAUCUCCCGAGCUUGGUUCGUUAAUUAACUUUGGGAGACAGGUGUAUAGCUUCACAAUUGGAUUUUACUGUAUCCCUUUCUCAGAGGAGGUGGGUAUUCAGGACGCCUGGAUCACCUUGGCCUUUAUUACUUUUGCCUUUUACUUGCCUCUUAUUCCUCUCUAUUUCAAGGGUGCGGGGUGGCGGAAACGUCUUGGUAAUCCUACAUUUCACAAGGAUCUAUAAAUGCGUGUGGCUGUUUUGAUAUCUUUAUACUUAAUGGAUGGGCAUGCUGUUAAUGCUUGAAAGCCAUUUCUAUUUCUAUCACAAGAUGUGAUAGAGCUAUAUACGUAAUGAUGUUAUAUGAUAAUAUCUG